AUGGAUACGCCGCUCCCCAAAGCACUGCAGAAAAGGCAAGUGAUCGCCAUUAUUAUUCUAUUACUGUGGUGGGAGGUGGGCAGUGAAACCAUUAAGUAUUCCGUUCUAGAAGAGAGGGACAGCGGAUCAUUUGUGGCCAACCUAGCACAGGAUCUGGGGCUGAGCGUAGGGGAGCUGGCAGCACGGGGGGCCCAGAUUCUUUCCAAAGGGAAAAAACAGUAUCUGCAGCUUCAGCAGAAGAGUGGGAAUUUGAUCCUAAAAGAAAAAUUGGACCGGGAGGAGUUGUGCGGUGACAUGGAUCCAUGUAUACUGCAUUUCCAGGUGUUACUGAAAAACCCAGUGCAGUUUUUUCAAGGUGAGCUACAGCUCGGAGACAUAAAUGACCAUGCCCCAGAAUUCUUGGAAAGUGAAAUCCUCCUGAAAAUCUUGGAAAACAGCCAUCCAGGGACGGCGUUUCCCUUGAAAAUAGCUCAAGAUUUGGACGUAGGCAGCAACACAGUUCAGAACUAUACGAUUAGCACCAACUUUCAUUUCCACCUUUUCACACGCACUCACAGCGAUGGCAGGAAAUACCCGGAGCUGGUACUGGACAAAACACUGGACCGUGAGGAGCAGCCUGAGCUCAGGUUAACACUGACGGCAUUGGACGGCGGGUCACCACCCAAGACUGGGACAUCCCAGGUUGUCAUCCUGGUUUUGGACAUCAAUGACAAUGCUCCUGAAUUUACUCAGCUGCUCUACGAGGUGAAGGUCCCAGAAAACAGCAUGAUAGGCUCCCUUGUUAUCACCGUCUCUGCUAGAGAUUUAGAUGCUGGAACCCAUGGGGAGCUCUCCUAUUCAUUUUUUCAACCUUCAAAUCAAGUCAUUCAGGCAUUUGAAAUAAACACAGUCAUGGGAGAAAUUCGAUUAAAAAAACUCUUGGAUUUUGAGGAAAUUCAAUCUUACUCUACGGAAAUUGAGGCCUCAGACGGCGGGGGUCUUUCAGGAAAAUGCACCGUAGCCAUAGAAGUGGUGGAUGUGAAUGAUAACGCCCCUGAACUCACCAUGUCAUUACUCAUCAGUGAUAUCCCAGAAAACUCCCCUGAGACUGUGGUCGCUGUUUUCGGAAUUUCAGAUCCAGAUUCCGGGGACAAUGGAAAAAUGAUGUGUUCCAUCCAGGAUCAUCUCCCUUUCCUUCUGAAGCCUACGGUAGAUAAUUUCUACACCCUGGUAACAGAGAAGUCACUGGACAGAGAGAGCAGAGCCGAGUAUAACAUCACCAUUACCGUCACAGACUUGGGUACUCCGAGGUUGAAAACCGAGCACAAAAUAACCUUGCUGGUUUCCGACGUCAACGACAACGCUCCCAUCUUCGCCCAAACCUCCUACACCCUGUUCGUCCGCGAGAACAACAGCCCCGCCCUGCACAUAGGCAGCGUCAGCGCCACAGACAGAGACUCAGGCACCAACGCCCAACUCACCUACUCGCUGCUGCCGCCCCAGGACCCGCACCUCCCUCUCGACUCCUUGGUCUCCAUCAACGCGGACAACGGGCACCUGUUCGCUCUCAGGUCGCUGGAUUACGAGGCCCUGCGAGCCUUCGAGUUCCGCGUGGGCGCCACAGACGCAGGCUCCCCGGCGCUGAGCAGCGAGGCGCUGGUGCGCGUGGUGGUCGUGGACGACAACGACAACUCGCCCUUCGUGCUGUACCCGCUGCAGAACGGCUCUGCGCCCUGCACCGAAUUGGUGCCCAGGGCAGCCGAGGCGGGCUACCUGGUGACCAAGGUGGUGGCGGUGGACGGCGACUCAGGCCAGAACGCCUGGCUGUCCUACCAGCUGCUCAAGGCCACGGAGCCCGGGCUGUUCAGCGUGUGGGCGCACAAUGGCGAGGUGCGCACCGCCAGGCUGCUGAGCGAGCGCGACGCUGCCAAGCACAGACUCGUCGUUCUGGUCAAGGACAAUGGCGAGCCGCCAAUGUCGGCCACCGUCACACUGCACGUGCUCCUCGUGGACGGCUUCUCGCAGCCCUACUUACCGCUCCCGGAGGUGGCCGCGGACGAGGCCCAGGCCGACUCGCUCACCGUCUACUUGAUCAUUGCGUUGGCGUCAGUCUCGUCGCUCUUCCUGUUCUCCGUGCUCCUGUUCGUCGGGAUGCGGCUGUGCGGGAGGAACAGGGCCGCUUCAGCGGGUCGCUGCUUCGUGCCUGAGGGCCACUUUCCGGGACACUUGGUGGACGUCAGCGGCACAGGGACCCUGUCCCAGAGCUACCAGUAUGAGGUUUGUCUGACAGGAGGUUCUGGGACCAGCGAGUUCAAAUUUCUUAAACCUAUAGUCCCCAACUUUUUGGUCGAAGAGACUGGUAGGGAUGAGGAAAAUGCCAACUUUAGGAAUCAUUUUGGGUUAAAUUAGG
This is a messenger RNA of Trichechus manatus latirostris (Florida manatee), 2389 nucleotides long. Its product is annotated as protocadherin beta-17. The transcript has a single exon. Gene Ontology annotation, molecular function: calcium ion binding. The record is from RefSeq and is a predicted model, not a curated record. Gene Ontology annotation, biological process: homophilic cell-cell adhesion. Lineage: Eukaryota; Metazoa; Chordata; Mammalia; Sirenia; Trichechidae. Gene Ontology annotation, cellular component: plasma membrane. The coding region runs from base 1 to 2388 and encodes 795 amino acids.